Molecule: messenger RNA, 2403 nt
Organism: Brassica rapa (field mustard)
Lineage: Eukaryota; Viridiplantae; Streptophyta; Magnoliopsida; Brassicales; Brassicaceae
Source: RefSeq, a predicted model, not a curated record
AACGCUACAAGAUUAUAGUCGCACCAUAUAAAAAAGAGGUCUGCCACAAAAUAAUAAAAUGAUAUACAAAACAAUGAUAUGUAUAUGUACUACAACUAAAUCGUAUAAAUAAAAUUUAUAUGAUGUAUUUUAUUAAAAAACCGUAUAUAAUGAUUUGAUAUAUUAGAAAUUGAUGUGUUACAAUUGUAUGUAAUGCAAACAAAUAUAUAAUAUAAAGACAUAGAUAAAACUUUUCUAAAAUGCUCAAAACACUUUUGUUCAUUUAAAAGACAUAUUAUUAGUUAAAUGUUCUCCCAGAAUUUGUCACCUAGUAAUAUUAUUCAAACACAUACCCAAGCAAGUACUCUUAGGCAGACAUUAAAAAAAAUUAAUCAAUUUUUUUUUAAUAGAAAAUUUUAUACAGUAAUUUGAAAUGGGACUGAACAGAAUGUCAGUAUUUACUCAUCCAUAAUAUGUAACUAUAUAUAUUGAAUGUCUUUAGACAGACCUAUUCACAAUGGAAAAAUCUUUUGGUAAUAAUAUUAAAAUAUCCAAAUUAGAAAAACUAAAUUUUCUUCCGGUAAAUAUUAUGUAUUCAUCAAAAGAUUAACGGAAUAUUACAAACCGGUCGAUGUAUCUGUGUUGGACAAAACUGAAAUAAUUAAAACAUGGUCACCAAUUAGUGAAAGACUAAAAGUUGAAGGUUGAUAAGCUUAUAAAUAUUGAAAAGUUGGAUUGACUUUGAACGUGCGAUUGCGCUUUACCGAACUCGACGGUUGACGAUGUAUUGGGAUGUCUCUCUUACGCGGAACAUUAUCCCUUAGAUUUCAGCCGUUGGAUUUGACUCUUAAGAAGAUCCCUUUGACUUGAAUAAAGAAAUAUCAUGAAAGUUGAAACAGCUACCGCGUCCUCCCGUAAGCGAUGACUCGCGUAUAAUAUAAAACGGUGGGCUGUGUUGACCCGGAUUUGAUGGGCCUGGCCCAAUUAAAGGGAAAAGAUGGUCAUGCUUUAUUCACCUAUCGUCGUCUGAAGAGAGGUUGAGGGAGGUCGUGGUUUACCUCACUCAAUUUCGGCUUUUGUCUCCAAACCCUAAUUUGCACCAUUUUCUAUGACACACUAAGAGUGUUUCUGGGUUACUUGUUCUGUCAAAUUUCUGAAAUCUGUUGUUCCUAAUGGGUUCGGAGAAUCAUGUAGUUGUGGAUGUUAGUUCAGACGAGGAGGUCGACCGAGACUACUUGAACUGGCUAAACAAGGCCAACUCCGACAGCGACGAUGUAGUCGAGGUGGUCUCUGAGGUGGAAGGCAGCGUUGAUUCUCAGCUAAAUUCUUUGACUCGAGCAACUUUGGAGGAUGAAGGAGACGAAGAUUGUGUGAUUUUGGACUGUGAUCCCGACAAGACAAGUCCUGCAGUUGAAGCUGAAGCUGAUUGUAAUGAUGACGAGGAGGUGCUUGUAGUGGGGCAAAAGGGUGAGGUUGCGUGUAGAGAUUUCCCUCACCCGCGACACUCGUGUGCUAAGUACUCAUUCAACUCAACAUCACAUGAGAGUUACUGCAACAUGUGUCACUGUUAUGUGUGUGACAUCCCUGCUCCUUGUCCAUACUGGUGUGCCGCCGUCUCCAGCAUAGAUCAUUGUCAUGCUAAUGAUAAAGACAAGACAUGGAUUACUCAACGCGAAUACUUCAGGACCCAUCCAGCUCAGGCUACAGUGUCUCUGGCUCAGAGUAUCAUCCGGUUAUCCCAAAACACUUGGCCAAGGAAUAAGAUUGAGAUCCGGCCUUGCUCAUCAUCAUCCAGCCGUGUUGCUAAUCUGCCAAACGUCAACAGAGGCAGGAAUAGAGUCAGGCAAUCAUUGAGCAUCCAAAAGGAUAGAAGAAGUACUUAUAUAGGUAACUUAAGGUCUCGAGUGGCCUCUUCUGGAACUCGGCCCAUUGCUAAAGUUUCACGAUCCACCCCUUCCCUAGUGGCUCCAACAAUAAACCCACAAAUGUACACUCAACAACGCAAUUGUCAGCUCAACGUUGCUGAUUAUUGUCAGAGGAGCAAUGCAGAUGUGUUUCGUCUACCUGAGUGGGGUUCACAAGCAGAGACUGUUCAACAGCAACCGGGAACUAACGAAAACGUCUUGCAGACCAAACUGUCGGAAGUUGAGAGCUGGCUCAUGGACAGUUGUAACCAAGCCAGCCUGGUUAUCCCGUUGCCUGAACCGGUAGCUGAAGACAAUGUGACAUUCGAUUUCGAAACCUUCCUGAAUGAUUGAAAUCAUUAAUGUAAUUUGUAUCUUCCUUAGGAAGCCAGCUUUUCGUAAGUAUUAUUGUAGGGUGAGUUUAGAUAAGUGAAAUCACCAUUAUUAGCUGUUAUUACAACUUAGACGUGUUAUUUACUAUCUAAAGACCGAACAAAUAUAUAUAUUGUUAGAUUUGGUU